AUGCGGGUAACAAGCGUGGUCACGUUUCUAGAUUUUCAUAUUAUCACUUGGAACGAUAAUCAUGAUCGACGGCAUUAUUUGGAUUGGCUCUCUCAUUGUGAACUUUUCAGCUAUAUCGAUGCCAUCUCUUCGACGAUAUCGAGCGGGUCAACAACGUCAAUUGAGCUUCAAGGAACGUUUACAACCAGUUUGGCUGUAUUCUACAGUGUUCUUUAUCGAGUAUUUUUUAAAAUCAUGAAAUCUGUGGAUGAUUCUGCCGAGAAACCGACCCAGAUUGAUAGAGACCUGUUCUACCAACUAGCGUCUGAUCUUUCCGAGGAAAGACUGCAAGCGACAGUCAAAGUGGUCACACAGCUUUCAGAGCUACCAAGAGAGUCUGGUGAAUGGAACUAUGUGCUUAAAAGACUCAUCAACGGGCUUUCCUCGAGCAGAAAUGGCGCCAGGCUUGGAUUUGGACUGUGUCUGACAGAGGCAGUAUUCUUAGCGCUACAAAAAGAGGUUUUGCCUGACGUUGGCCAUUACAUGCAGCUUUUGAUGUCGGCACUGUCGAAAGAUGCCACGAAAAACGGCAAAGAGGAACGUGGUUUACUUUUUGGCAAGCUUUUUGGCCUUCAAGUCCUGUUAAAUGAGCCGCUAUUUUCUAAUGUUUUCAAAACCAAGAUUGGUGCAGAGUCCAAAAGCGAGGAGUUGAACCUCGACUUCACUCUGAAAUAUGCACAGGCCCUAAUCGACGUUGCUACAACUAAAACGUGGAUCCGUGAGUCUUCUCUGUACACUCUUUAUCAGGCCAUCGAAAAACUCGCCCCGCUUUUGACCUCGCAAAAGGCGCUGGAUGCUGCUUUCAACCUUUUGGAUGAAAGCCAUCUCACGUUGACCAGUGAGGGGCUUGCCAUCUACCUCUUUUUGCUGCAUACUUGUCCCGCUACCAGGAAAUUGGCGUCCCAAAAUAGACCAAACUUGCAAAACUCUUGGAAAAAUGGUGAUCCUUUGAAGAGGGGCAAUCUUCCGUUGAUUGCAAAUGCACUCAAAGAGGCCAACGUAUCGGAGGACUCAUCGCUUAAACAAAAAGCAGUUUGGGCUCCACGACUGCAUUUUGUGUGGGACGUUUUGCUAUCCGCUGUCCUUUCCACUGACAGCUACAAGCUUGCGAAGUCUGAAGAGCGUGUGACAAAAAAACGGAAAAAGGAUUCGCAUGAUAAAACGCUAUUCAUCGGACUUCCAGAAUUUUGGAAGUCUGUUGUUGACGACUCUUUUUUCAACGAAAAGGCCUCUAGCGAGCGGAAAUAUUUGGGAUUCCUAGUUUUCGAAAAAGCCCUGCAGCUGGUCCCCGCAUCUCACCUUACAGACCUCUUUUCAACAAACCUGAUGAGAUGCUCAAUCAAUCAAUGCGGUAGUUCUGAGAGAAAUUUGCACAAAAUUUCCCAAAAGUCUCUGAAAUCUAUCGUCAGUGUUUGUCAAGAGCAUCCGGAAAAAACUGCACCAGUGUUUGAAGCAGUUGCUUUCAGUGAGAAUGGCUCCAUACACUUCGACCAACUCACCAAGUCCAAGACUAUUGCUGGGCUUUUAGCUAAUAAGGCGCUGAGCACUGAGCACCUACUUACAAUGGUUGGAGUUCUAACUCAAAACCUUCAUAAAAAACAUGACGAUGUCCCCAUGGCCAGAUUCACCGUGGAUGCUAUUCUACACCUUGUGCGAGCACACAAGUCACAGGCUGAUAUUUUAUGGAUUGGUCCCUCUUUCGAUGUACUAAUACAACUUGGUCUAUUCCGAGACCAGGAUUCCCCAGAGGAUAAUGCAAGUGAUUUGUCUAACCAAUCGAUUGGACCUGUCGCCGUUGAAAGGCUUUAUUCGAUGCUUGCUGAUCUUCUUUUCGCGGAGAAGGAAAGUCGCACAAUUUGCUGGCCGUAUAUGGCCCUAGGGAAAUUACUAGAGAGAAAGAAAGACCAACCAUUACUGAAUGCUAUAGAUGAGGAACUUAGCGAGAUUUUCGAUGCUGCUGAGAAGGAACUCAAAAAAGUUAGUAAACAGUUAUCAAAGGAUAAUUCCAAUCUUCAGCUUUGGGGCUUGCAGUUGCUAUUUUCAGUCAGUCUUCUAGAAGCAUACUCUGGUGAAGCAGAGUCGGUUUCUGUCCUCGAAGAUUUGAUCUCUUUCUCCAAGAUUUUCGAAGGGGAGGAAGAAAACAGCUCUUACGCUGGUUUUAUCGAGAUUCUACUGUCUUUAGCGGCUCAGAAAAAGGCUUUAUUGAGAAAGUCAAGUUUAAUGAUUUGGGAAUCUUUCGUCGACCAAGUAUCUCCCGAGGACCUUUCCGUUCUACUCGAGAUCCUUCCUGCCCGGGAAAAUAAAGAAGGCUACACAGAUCUUUUCGAAGGAGGCAACAAAGGCGAGUCCUCUAACGAAGAAGAUGAAGAUGAAGAUGAGAAUGCUUUAGCAGAAGAAGAAAAUGAUAUGAUGAGUGAUGACGGCUCGAAUGAUGAUGAGGAAUCCGACUCAAACGACGAAGACUCUCUCAAUGAUGAUGCCGGCAAAAUAGAUAAAGAAGCCACCAGCGCUCUUGCCAGAGCUCUGAAUCUACCGGACUCUUUGGUUGACGACAAAGGUGAGGUACAUUUUGACGACCUAGGGGACACUGGUGACGAGAGUGAAGACGAAAGCGAGGAAGAUUUAGAUGACGAAAAAAUGAUGGAGCUUGAUGGCCAGCUCUCUGAGAUUUUCAAGCGCCGAAAGGAGGCCUUGUCUCAGAUUCCUACAGGCAAUAAAAGGAAGAAGGAAGUUCAAGAGUCGAGAGAGAACGUCAUCUCGUUGAAACACAAAGUUGUCGACAUGCUUGAGGUGAUGACCAAGUGGGCUGAGAGCGAGUCGAAAAAAAAGGAGUUUUCCAAGGCCCUAGAUAAAGUUGUCGAUACUAUAGCGCCUUUAAUUGCGUGUGCUAGGACCACUCUUGAUAGACCUCUAGCGGAAAAAGUUUCCAAACUUGUCAAAAACAGAAUUACCAAGCUAAGAGUUGCGGGGACCCAAUUCGGCGGGAGACAUGACCGGGACACCAUCGCCGGACUACUCACGGAGAUUCAUGAAUCUAUGCUAUCUAAGAAACCCGGUCAGUUCCCAAAUCUUUACUUCUCGAUGUGUUCUUCGGUGUCGAUCUUUUUGGCUAAGCUGAUGAUAGAAAUGGACUCAUCUAUGGAAACCUACCUCGUUUUGACAGAGCUAUACCACAAAUCGUUAAACGAGUGGUUGAUACGCGGAAAGUUCGGUGUAACCAUGUUUACGGAAUUUCUCACCUGGCUAGCUGUCAAGAAACAACAAGGACUGAACUGA
This is a messenger RNA of Lachancea meyersii CBS 8951, 3315 nucleotides long. NCBI's taxonomy places the organism in Eukaryota, Fungi, Ascomycota, Saccharomycetes, Saccharomycetales, Saccharomycetaceae. The record is from the annotation of a GenBank genome assembly.